CACUCCAACUUCCUCUCUACAUCGAUCGACAAAACCCAAUUCCUCCCCUCUUUUAUUCAUACAUAUUCUCCCAACCCCAUUAAUCAAUGGCUGCAGUAGUUUCAAUCAUUAAGACAGAUAGAGUGCUCCCCAAGAAAUCCCUCCUCCCUCCCAAAAUCAUCACCCUCUCGAAUUUGGACCGACAGUGUCCAACUCACAUGUACUUAGUUCUGUUCUACAAACAGCCUGCUGCUGCAGAUCAUCAUCAUCAUCUCCAGCGGGCCGAUCUGCAGGAUUUGGUUUAUGGUGGGCUGAAAUCCGGGCUGGAGGAGACUUUGGAGGCCUGGUACCCUGCUGCAGGAAGGCUGUGUGUGGAUCCAGAAGAUGGGAAUAGGCUGAACCUUUGGUGCAACAACGAAGGUGGUGUUUUGGUGGAGGCUGUGACUGAGGUCAAGAUCUCUGAGCUUGGAGAUGAUCUCUCUCAGUACAAUGAAUUUCUCGAGAAGUUGGUGUAUAAGCCGGUUUCCGAUGUCGAUUGCUUGUCCCAUAUGCCUCUCCUUGUUGCUCAGGUGACGAGAUUCGGGUGUGGAGGGUAUUCAAUAGGGAUAGGGACGAGCCACUCCUUAUUCGACGGCCCAUCCACCUUCCGCUUCCUCUCCGCCUGGGCUUCGGCGGCUUCUGCUUCUGCUGCUGCUGCUUCACCGUCGUCAUCGCAACCUAAGAGCAGUUGCAGUAGUAUCGUCGAUCACGAUAGACGGAGCUUGACGUCUCUGGGUUGUGGUGAUAACGACGAAAAAGGAACCAAGGCAGCAGACGCGGCGGCCAUUGACCAUCUCUACCGCUUGAUUCAUCAGCAACAAGCGGCCAAGGGCGAUGAUGAUGAUGAUGAUGAUCAGAAGAACGGCGGUAGCUUGGUGCUCAAGACUUACCAUCUCGGCAGUGCAAUGAUAGACAAACUACCAAGGAAUAAUGGGAUCGCCUAUUCUUGCUCCUCGUUUGAGAUCGUAGCAGCUCACUUAUGGAAGGCGAGGAGCAAAGCUUUACUAGGACCAAACAACCAAUCAACCAUGGUGUGCCUCCAAUUCGCCGUGGACAUACGAAACAAGCUCUCCCCUCCACUCCCGGCGGGCUUCACCGGCAACGCCUUCGUGCUAGCCUCCGUCGCAACGACGGCCGGCGAGCUACAACAAUCCACCCACCAAUCCAUCGUCGACCGAAUCCGGCUCGCCAAGGCCUCCAUCACGCCUGCCUACGUGGAGUCCUACAUGGCAGCGCUGGACCGCCAGCACGGCAACAGCAGCCUCCCGCCUCUCAGGGAGCUCACUCUCGUGUCUGACUGGACCAGAAUGCCCUUCCACAAGCUCCAUUUCCUAGGUGGAGAUCGUGACGUGGACUGCGCGUGUCCGCUGCUGACACCUGUCCCUCAGGUUGCUUACUUCAUGCAGAGUCCCGUCGAUGCCAAGGGGAUUGACGUCAGGAUCGGAGUUCCUGCCGGCGAUGUCGAAGCCUUCACUGCCGAUUUCAUGGCCGCUAUGGUUUGAAUGUGUGACUGUAAGAACUUCAUGUUAUUGUCGACUGUUAUGUAUACGUUGUAUGGUUUGCUUGAUGUGUAACCAAGUACAAUACUAGAAGACGACAAUAAUGUAUGUUGAGAGAAUAAAGUAAUUGUUUGGGCCUAGAGAGAUUCGGCCCAUGGAGGGAAAGUGGAAGGGAAUGAGCUUGGUGGGCCAAGAGAGAUCUGGGUCGGCCGAAAGACCAGCCUGGCGUGUGGAUCCCUCCUGUCUCUCUGCUGGUGGGAAUGAGGGAUUUUGGUCUCAAAUUAACCCACCUGCUUACUUUCGAGUUAUGGUAUAGUUGUGAUUCACUAUUCAUUCACAUUCUUCUUUGGAUAGAGUUGGGUGGAUAGAUGGCGGUUAGUUGUGGUUGGGUUGUGGGUUAGCCCGCCAAAGCAAUUUUCCAACUAGCCAUUAAGAAAGUUGGUUGAUAUUU
Linum trigynum is the source of this 1968-nucleotide messenger RNA. The record is from the annotation of a GenBank genome assembly. NCBI's taxonomy places the organism in Eukaryota, Viridiplantae, Streptophyta, Magnoliopsida, Malpighiales, Linaceae.